Molecule: messenger RNA, 4539 nt
Organism: Schistosoma margrebowiei
Lineage: Eukaryota; Metazoa; Platyhelminthes; Trematoda; Strigeidida; Schistosomatidae
Source: the annotation of a GenBank genome assembly
AAGCGCGUUCGUAUAGUUGGUUCGUUACUUUCAAAUUGAUGGCAAUUAGGAGGAGAGCGGAUGUCUUGGAUCCAGACUUUACUGUUAUAAGACGACAAAUAUCCAAACUAAUGCAACAUAGCAUUCAAGAUUGUAAAAGCUUUCUCUUGAUGCUAAAAUCAUUGUUUCCGAGUUCAAUAAAGUUAGAAGUAAACGUCUAAUAAUGUAUCACACUUAGAUAAUUGAGUAUGAACUUAUGCAGGAGUAUGGAGACGCUACUUUGGCUGCUGAAAUUCUGUGUCGUCUGUAAUCAUGUUCUAUAUCACAUUAAUCAUGUAGGUAUGAAACUCAAAGGCAUCUUGAUAUGACACAAAUCGAACUUCUUAGCAAAAUAGUUAAGAAUCCUACUGAUAAAGUGUGUUGUGAUAUAUUCUCGCGCACCAACCCGUCGCUACAGAAGGACUUGACAUUAUCUUAUUUCAACCAGAUGUCCGAUGAGCUGGGAAGAGCGGAAAGCAUUAUUUUUCUACUGAAUCUUAAAGACGUAGUCUUUUACCCUCAGGUUCUACCCGUACUUUUGGCACUGGUUUAUCAAAGCCUCAUAGACGGUGAGCUCUCCAUGCAUAAGAGUAACCGAAUAUCAACCAGCAGUGGUAUAAUGUGCCAUUCAUCACCCACAGAUAACUAUGGAUCGUUAAUAAAAAAUGAGAAUGUUGACGAAGGUGAAGAGGGAGAGGUAAUGGGGUGUGAUGACGAGGACGAGUUUGCGGAUGAGCUUGACAAUCCAACUCCCGAGAUCGGAGAUAAUCCUUGGACUGAUAUAUCUAGUUCAGUCCUCAAUGUUUAUCGUUUCAAGAUAACUUAUGAAUUGCUUCCACUAGCGUACAAGGCUAGUUCUUCCUCGAAAAUGGAUAAAAAUGUCGUCUACAAGAUUUCGGUAACUUCAAUCAAUUUUCUGAUUACAUACAUAACACAUGUCCCAGCAAACCCAUCUAUCGAAGGAUUAGAAAAAAACGAGUUAUUAGCCAAGAAGGAUCCGAAAAAUUACAUAACAGACUGUUUAAAAAUGAUAGGGCAUUUAUUACAAUGGCCUAUCACUACGUUCGACUUUACAUCUAGUAAAACUGCAUCCUAUCUUGUUCAACAGACUAGAAAUUUGUUUCGGGAGGCCAAAUCUUCAUUUGAUGGUGUGUCAACAAAAAGAGACUCGCGAUCUGGUCGUAAAAUAUCUUCGUUCUCUUUGAGUCAUAAGUCUCAUGCCAUAGUUUUUCAGGCUCUGUGUAUGUUUUGGUACACAUUUGUUGAUUUAAGUGCAGAUUAUUUGCACAACGUUCACAACAGGAUAUUCGACGGUAGUGUAGGAAAUAGCACUUCACCUACAGUUUUAUAUUUGCCUAUCAACCUAGAUAUUCUAUUCAACUCAACUUCUCAUAAAAAUGUUUCUUUUGAAAAUGAAGAGAUUAUUCUCUUAAAGCACAUACAUGAAGUCUGGAGUCUUCGUGAAUAUACUUCUACCUCAUACUCAUUUGGCAGCAAGGAAAUAGAUUCGUUGGAUAAUGUCCAUCCUCACUCAAAUAAUUCAUCCGGAUUCAACCAAGAAACACUGUUUGAGCAAAUUAUUCGUUUCCACUUUGCCAUUAGUGGCCUGAAUAAUAAUUCGCAGGAAAUAAUAUGGGCUUGUAAUUUUGUGAAAAAACUCAGUGACCAGUUGAAGUCAGUUUCUCGUACAUCCUCUAACUAUAACUUAUAUAAUAGUGCAGAGCUUAAGCUUAUAUCCUGGGUCCUUCAGAUGCUUUUGUUAUCUCAUGACCAUAAUAAAUGUAAGGUCGUGGUAAAGUCAGAAGCAUGUAAUGGGUUGUGGGAUCAAUUCCUUCAAGAUUUCAAAUCGCUGUCAUUACUUUUUAACCAGAGUAAAGAUGAGAAGAUUUGCAUUCAAAACAUUUGUUCUCUCGUACCACUCACUCGUCAGUGUAUAGUUUUUAUCGUGUCAAAAACAUUAGCAAGUUACCUGUGUACUAUUUCUCGACGAACGACAAACCCGACUCUUGCUGUCGAUUCCGCUUGCUUGGCAUGUAUCCUUUGUCAAGUUGAUGGGAAGUUUGGCGAUAUUUCUCAUCCGGCCGCUCAGUGGCCAUCUCUGUCCCCAUACCUCUCGGAAGUCAUACAUACUCAUUGGGUUGAUAUACGAGAUCGUUUUUUAAAGUGGAUCAUAUCUCCCCAUACAUUCAUUUUCGACGUUGACCUGUUGAACACUAUUUUCCGAUUGGAAUCCAACGUUGGGACAGGUAGUGAUUGGUAAGUUGGUUAUUCCUUCCCCAUAUUUUAGGUAUCACAAUAACUUUGCAAGAUAUUUCGUUAUUUUUUGGCACCAUGACCAUUAAAUUUCUCGGUUAUUACAAAUUUAUGUAAUCAAUUUGCAGUCAUUUAUAUAAUGUCUUUUUCUUCAUACGUAUUGGGUGAUGAAUUUUUCCCUUUUAUUCAAAAUCAAUAAAUCGAUCGGCUCUCCUAGAAGUCUAUCAGGUUUUUGAGUCCUGAAAAGCUUUACUGUUCCAUAUGUUCUUCAACUAUAAGAAUGCUUUGCCAAUCCUCACGUUUACGUCUGCAUCAAAUCCUCUACGUUCAUCGAUAAUGCUGUCUGGGUACGUGAAAGUUCCCACCUCUUCCAGAGUUUCUCCAUCAAGUGUGGUUGGGUGGGUGUUCUUGUUGUAUUUGAGGAUUUUGGUUUUUUCCUUGUGUAUAUUGAAGCGUAUUGAUGCAGAGACUACUACUACACUAGUUGUCUUCAUCUGCGUUAGUUGGUGUGUAUGUGAUAGAAGGUUCAUGUGAUCUACGAAGUCGAAAUCGUCUAGUUGCAUCCAACCUGUCUAUUGUAUUCUGUGCUUCCUCUCAUGUGUGGAGGUCAUCAUAAUCCAGCCAACCACUAGAAGGAAGAGAAAGGGUGGGAGUAAACAGCUAUAUCUGACACUAGUCCUCGCUUGGAAUGCGUUUGUCAGCUAUCCUCUUUGCACGACUUAGCAGUGUAAUCCGUCAUAUGAAUUCCGUAUGAUGGUGACCAUCUCAGGUACUCCAUAAUUUAGAGAAAUUUUCAUUAUAAUCUAUUCACACUGUCAACUGCCUUCUCAUAGUCAAGGAAGUUGAUGUAUAGUGACGAUUUCCAUUCGAUUGUUUGUUCAACGAUUAACUGUAGUGUUCCGACUUUAGUCAGUGCACGACCGAACCCCACGGAUUACGGCCUGUCAAUCUCGAAUAUGGGCGUCUACUGAAUCUUCUACGCGGUUCAACAUCACUGUUGAAAACUUUUCCUGGUACUGACAAUAGUGUGAUGCCUUUGUAGUUCUCACAUUUGCUCUGAUCUUCCUUUGGAAUCUUGAUGUGUUAUUCUUCUCAGUCUUACGUCUUUCGCUCUUCCCAAGUGUUUCCGGAUAGAACGUGGAGUAUGUUUGCAGUUACUUCUGUCUGUGAUUUCAGUGCUUUAGUUAUUAUGUUGUCAGGUCCUACUGCCCCCCAUUCUCGGUUUGUCUGAUAGUCACGCUCAUUUCUUCAAUCGUUGGUAGGGUAGAAGUUAUGAAAAUAUCUUAAGUUGCUGCUUCGAUGUCCGAUGACCUGAAUUUUUUAGUUGUACAAAUAUCUAUCUGGUCCUCUGUUGUGUGGUCCGGUGAGACCCAUGUAGCUUUGUGUAUGCAUUUGUUUGGGAAAAUCGUGCCACCUAUAACCAUUUUGUCGAAUGCAUAUAGAUUUGCAAAACUUUCACCAUUCUUGUUCCUUGCAGUCCAUAUCGUCCCAUGAUGUCUUCAUACCCUGUGUUAUCCAUUCUGGAUUUGGUGUGUAGAUCUUCUAUCAGGAUGGUGAGUUCCUUUCUUAAACACUUCUCUAUAAUCGAUUGUAGCUUCUUGUGGAACUGAUCUUUAUCAUCAUUUCUGUCAUUGGUGGGCACACAGCACUUGAUAAUAUUCAUUGUAAUUCCCUCGUUUGUUUUGAAUGAUGCUUUGAUAAUUCUGGAUCUAUGAGAUUCCCAUUCUAUAAGUAUUUUCCAUUCUUUUUUGAACAUCAGAGCAACUUGUCUGUGCGAAGCAUUUUCUUCUUUAUGACCAGUAUAGAGCAUCAUCCCCUUCGAAUGUAACCUUUUCUGUCCAGCUUGGGUCCAAUGGUUUUGCUGAUUUCAAGCACUGUCAAAAUGUAUCUCCUCAUUUCCGUUGCUAUUUGACUGGUCUUCACAGUCUCCCACAUUGUCCGGACGUUCCAUGUACCUCUAAAAAAUUGUUGCUGUGGUUGUUAAAAGGGACAUCGGCCUCGUGAUUUCCUAAGAAUCUCAAAUUUCACCAUAAGGCGUCAUAAUUUUUCUGAAUGAAGAUCCUUCAACUCGGUCAAAUCGUGAUACCUUUUUAUCGCGUUGCACACACCUCGUUCAGUCCAAACCACCUGAUGCAGUAGAUUCAGUUCUUGAGUUCAUUCAUUUGGAAUCUUCGAAUAUUUCAAUUUGCUUAGCAUCACUUCAAUUAUAAAAAAAACAUUUUGUAACCCUGUAUCAUAUAAAAAUCAUUUCAAUAUUAUCUUGAUUCG